GGAGUCCGGGUGUGGCUUGCUGCAGGGAAGCGGCUCUGGUGGGCUUUCUGCUCACCUUGGCGCGUCCUGCCGUCAGGCUCGUUUAGGAUGGAACUGCUGUAAACGUCAGCUUGAUUAGAAAUGGGCAGGGAGGUCACCUCACAGCUACAGGGAAAUAAGUCUGGGGGAAAACAUAACAAACCGCACACAGAAGCAAACAACCAACACCAGGCGAAAAGAUAUAAGCAGGCUUCGUUGGAAAGGAAUAUAGCAGGUCACAGAGAGUCUAGAGUGACCUGAUGUGACGCAAUGGAGACAGAGCCAGGCUCUUUCACCGGUGCCCAGUCCCGCUCCUGAGAUACACUCCAUGUUUUGAAAAUGUCUGAGGGCGCCCCCACUACCUUCUGUUUUCUGCCCACUUCCAGGCGAGGAAUGGUUGUUGGAAUAAAACACAGCUUACUGCAGUCUCUGAGAAGUAGCCUGGGAAAGUCAGAACUCUGUCUGGCAAUCAGCAUCCCUCAAGAUUACACACGCAUCCUUAAUUUAGCUGCUGGUUAAUAAUACAUCAGUGGUAAAAUGCAACCUUCAAAACAGUCUCCUAAUAUAAAUCUGCAAUGAAUAUCCUUGGUAAGAUUGAUGAAAAAUCAAUAGGGUGUUGCCUCUGAGGCUUCAAAGAUGUGCUGACUGCUUUAAAACAAGGCAGCUGGGUCAGAAAGGCUCUGCCAGGGGUCUCUCUGCGGUCUGUCUAUAGAGGGCUGAGACCCUUGAGUAGGACUGCCCCAUGUCAGCUGCUUUUAACCACAGCCACCUGCCUACCAAAUGAAUGAAACAAGCAUCACUGUGAUUAUUAAGUACACAGAGGCAAGGCAGAUGGCAACCUGGAAAUGGAAGAGGCGAUUUGGUUUUGUCUAGCUCCAGAACUUCCAUCUGCUCUUGGCCUCCCACACCAAAUGUCAGGCAGCUCCAUCCUGGGGCAGAGGUUGGGACGUGCUGGUGGUAGGAAUGUCUUUGCAGUGCCCUACAGUCAGCAAGGUACCGACUUUGCACAGCACUGUUGAACGUCCCAAGUUGGAAGGGACUCACAAGGAUCACUGAGUCCAACUUCCGGCUCCAUAUAGGACCACCCAAAAUUCAAACCCCGUGUCUGAGAGCAUUGUCUGAAUGUCUGAAUCAGCUUGGAGACACAGCUACUGCCCUGGGGAGCCCGUUCCAUGCCCAGCCACCCUCUGGUGAAAAGCCUUCCUAACCAUUUCCUAUAGCGUGGACCCCUGGCAUCACCACAGUGGGGGACAUCAGAAGCACCCGGGCACCUUGAGCAGGAACUGGGUGCACCUGAAGCUCCAGGCCAUGGGUACCACUUGCCUCUAGCCUGGUGUAUUUAUGUCAUCUCACAAAUGAUUAAUUGUCUUGGGUCUAGAUAGGUGCUGUCAGAUUAAACUGCGGCUUCCCAGCCCUCUCAAGGUUGUGCUAAGUGGUGGGAUGACUGUGCAGUGUUGCAUGGAGGAUGUUGGAUGGAGCUCUCUGCUCCAGGGAUUGCCUCCUCAUGGGCCUCAGCCUCUCAGCUGCCACAGCACAGCCGAGCUGCAGAGCCUGACGGACAUCACAUAAUGCUCUGCCAUGAUGGAUAUGGGGAACUGAUGGGCUGCUCAGCCUAGCGCUGGUGAUGUCUCAAAAGCUGUUUAUUUGACAUUUUUGUCUGUCUGAGAUGUUUUGCUCAAGGUUGAAGCUCUGCUUUAAGUUCCAGACGUCCUUCUUAUCUCUGAUAAACAGCCUUCCCGAGAUGGGAUGUUUCUCUUCAAAGAUCCAAGACAGCCAUAAAUUAGACCCACAGGGACAGCAUCCUUGAGAUGAGGGCACAAGUCCAAAAGAGGAACCAAUCAGAAGAGACUAAAUGUCCUUGUGCCCAAAUACGGAUAAAGCGAGGGGUGGGAUGCCUCCCCAAAUGACCCCUGAAGACCCCUGCGCAAGCACAGAAGAUUCAGAUAUGUUAUGUGACCUUAUACUUACAUACACCUGUGAAUAUGUAAUGGAUAGGUGUCACUUCUGUAUUAGAUAGGCGUAUAGUGAAAACUUUUGACUAUAAAUGGAAGCCAGCAUAAAGACUCAGAGCACUUGAUUUGUGGGAAUAUUCCACCUUGUGCCCUGCCCAGAAUAAAGCAAUGUCUCCUCUCCAAACACUUGUCCUUUUGAAUGUGUUUUGGGAGAUAUAGAAUCAACAACAUUGUUAUCAUCUCUGUAAGCCUGGGGGAUGCUGAGGCAGGUGGCCGGACCCCUGGACAUCCAUCUGCAUAUUCAGGAGUUGUUCCCAGCCGGUUGGCUGCCUCCAGCCACCCCACUCCCUCUUUAUAGGACAUGGGCGUAGCAGGAGGACUUGCCGGGUGGCUUCUCCAGCAUCCCGCAGCACCCAGCACGGAUCCUGCACCUUGGCAGCCCAGGUGAGUGGGGCACAGAGGGGCACACGGCUUGAGCUGCGGCCCUUCACUGGAGGCAGAAAUAGGGCAGCUUGGGAAGGCUGUGGGGCGACAGGCUGUCCGGUGCACGGUGCUCCCACAAAGAAGUGGAUGGGGAGCUCUGGGGGGUGGCUGCUGCCUGGGGAGGAUGUAUCUGCCUGCUUCUCUGGGCAGCUUCAUUUUGCUUCCUGUUUUUUUUUCCUUCAGUUUGGAGGAGCAUCUGCUUCUUUUUACUAUUGUGGAAGCCUGCACUGGUAAAGGCUGGUAGCAGGAGCAGGAAUGGGAGCACCCACCUGCUCAGUGCAGGGAGAGGACCCCGUUAGCAGAAGCAGUUUAUUUGGGUCAGGACAUUGGGCCAGGUCUAGAUACAGAUUGAUGCCGGAAAGCCCCUCGCUUCUCCCCCAUUCUCCAGCUGAGGCUCCCUGUGUGGAAAGUCUGAAGAAUGAAUGAGAUAUAUGUGUACCUUGCAUUUGCUGUGUGGCUUUACCGUCGGCAGCUAUUACUCUGAGGAGCAGUGUGUGGCUGAGGGUGAAGCAAGCUGUGAAAGGGGCGAGCAAGAGCUGCCGGCAGCCGGGCCUCGUGCUGACCUUGGGCAGAGCAAGCAGCCACACUGCUGGGGAAAUGGAAACCUCACAGCUGGGAGGGAGGGGAGCCUACAUGGAGAGCAACAAGUGCUGUCAGGCAGCCUGGAAAAUGGUUUAUCACAGACAGAGCAGCAGCAGAGGAUCCAGAGAGGUGUGACAGAGGAGGGGAGAGGGAAAAUGGUCUACCAAAAUGAUGGGACAGUGCAGUUUACAGGGAAGACAAGCCCAAGGACCUGCACUGGAGUCAUGGUGCAUGAUUUACCAAAGGUAGAGCUGCUCUCCCAAACACCAACCUGGAAUAAAGGGCUAAUUGAUAACAGGUGACCUGCUGAAAAGAGUGCGUAGAGGCUAUUUUAAACACCGCUCAGUAACCCAGAGGAGGACUUGCCAUAGAGAAAAGUCAUGGGGACAGGAGAUUAACAGCACUGAAAACGAUCUGAUGUAUCUGGAUGUAGGUGAAAGAAUCUCAGGAGCUUUAAAGAUGGCUCAAAAAGGCAUAAACCACUUCAGGCAUGCAGAGCUGAUGCUAAUUAAUGUGGUUGGUGAGGCAGCAUCCCAUAGGGAUUGUUACUCCGUAACGGCCCGGGACAUGAGCUUUUGCUAUUCGUGUUUCAAAGGAGUCAGAGCGAGCGAGAGGAGGGGCGGCUGGCUGCCUGCACCCAGUGGGACAAUUUUAAGCUCGAGGCUGCUGGCUCAGGAAUUCUUCUCUUCCCCAGUAAUCCCCUUCCCUUUUAUUCUCUGUUUUAACAAGCCCUUAGCAGCACUAUCCCAGCACGUCCCGCUAGUAGCGGUCAUACUGUGCUUUUUCUGCUCCUAGCCCCUUGAUGUGCCCCUUCCCACCAGUCCAGUGUGAUGGGAUGGCAGAUGCUGCUCAUCCCAAUGCCCUCAGGGCUCCGACUGCUCCAUGCUAUGAAUGCCUUCUGUAAAGCUCUGGCUGCUGUCCCUAUUCCCGGGCAUCCUGACAGUGCCCAGUGGCAGCUGCAAACACCUUUGUCUAGGUGCACCUGGAGGGAAGGCUCUAUCUGGUGCUCAGUGCCCUUGUACCACAGUCCACGAGCUCAAAGGGGACUCUUGCCAAAGGUGAUCUCCCUUUCUGUUUAUCACUAUGUGCCUAUGCCCCACACACCUGAAGCUCCUGUUUCCUGGGGGCAGGGGAGAAGCUGUGGUCAAGGCACAGUGAGAUGGAUCUCCAACCCUUCCGGGGCAAAGCUGUGGUGCAGAGAGCCCUCACUACCGGGCACAUUCAAGGCCCAAACCGUUGCAAAUGGGCUCCAGGCACCACAAAUGCCUGCUGUCAGGUGGGAGCUGGGCAAAUCUGUCAUGUCAGCAUGCAUGGAGGGUACGUGUAUUUGGUUCUGCCAAGUGAUAUUUUGCUCUUUCUUCAGCUCUGUACCUCUAGCUGGCAGAAGCAUCGCUGGGAACGCCCGCCAGUCUGUCCCUGGAAAUGAUCCCCUAUCAGCUGCAGGGUAGCUCACUGGUGCCCAGACAGAAAGAGGACACGAGGAAUGGCAGGACUGCCCCUGAGCAGGACAGAGGCUGUACUACCACAAGGCACAGCCAAGGGCUGAAAACAGAGCCCAGUUUCCAGAGGGACUCUCUGUUGCCUUCCCCUAGCUCAUCCCUCAUGUCACAGCUGCUCAGCCAAGCAGCAGUUAGCAGGAGCCUAGAUCCAUGCACCCUUUUCCCUUCCUCUGCAGCGGAGCUGCCCCGGGGCUACGAAUUUGGUGUGCCUCUCAGAGAAGCAGCACAAGCCCUGGCUGUCACCAGAACCUGUGGCCCUGCUCCCGUGCCCUGUGCAACUGAUGGGGAGCAGCUCUCUGACGAGUACCUACAAGCCAAGAGGGCUAGAGUGGAGAGCAUCAUCCAAGGCAUGAGCCUCCCUCCAGCCCACCAGGCCUCGUAUAUGGGCAAGGAGGGAGGUUUGGGGCAGGGCAGGGAGAGGGGCGGGGAAGUGCCCCACCAGGGCAAGAGGAAGCCGAGGGUGUCCCAGCAGCAGGGUGUGAGGGUGGCUGGGCAAGGGGCACCUGCCACAGGCAGCCUCCACACAGCAGAGUGCCAACAGCUGAGGGAGCAGCUCUGCUUUCUAGAGCAGCAGCUGAGGUGUCUUCAGAAGAGGUUCUCCCACGUCUGUGACUCUGGGGAUUCUGCCCAAAGCCAGGAAGGUGCUGAGAAAGUGCAGCUGCUCCCUGAGAAAGCUGGAGACAGAGUGGACAGGGUUGGUGUUGCCACCACCCACCAUCCACACGCAGCCACUUUUUGGGAGAGCAUCCUGGAAGCGGAUGGGCCCAGUGUGGGGGAGGAUGAAGAAGGCGGAGGCAGUGCAGGUGUUCUGCCCUCAGUGGCCAGGGUGCUCUCUCAGGCCCUGAAGCACGAGCUGGCUGGAAUGACGUCCCGUGUGGUGGACUCCGUCUUGAAGACUCUGUGGCCAAAGGCAGCCGGCCAUCUCCUACAGCAGCAGCUAGAGCUAGGGCCAGAUGCCAGGGGAGAGUGUUUUCCUGCUGGGAAAGGCAGAAAACCACUUGCUAAGGCACCUUCCCCGAGCACCCUGGGCUCACCUCGGCCAGAGGCACCAUCACUAUCAUUGGGGAAGAGGUCUCAGGUCAGAUCCUUCAGCCCGGAGGGCGUCAGAAACCCCCAUCAGGCACCCAGUGUGGGUCACAGGCCAGGCUCAGCUGCCCCGGCAGUACAGGACAGUCAGCUGCUGGGCCAGCUGCUGGUCUACACCCCGCACAACCACUGGGGCAGCCCUACUGCCUCAGAGAGGUGGCCCCUGGAGCCCCCAGAUGCAUGCUGGGCAGUCACCAAGCUGCGGCCGUUGGCAGUGAGGCCCCUGGGCCCAGGCACAGUGGAGGGGAACAGAACAACCCUCACCCCUACCUACGAGGCUCUGACCCCUGGCCACCUGAAGAAGGCCAAGCUGAUGUUCUUCUUCACCCGCUACCCCAGCUCGGCUCUGCUGAGGUCCUACUUCCUCGACGUGCAGGUAGACCUGCUGUGGGAUGCAGGGUGGGAUCGAGGGGCGUGGGAUUUCAGUGCUGGUUUGUUGAGAGCCCACCUCUCCACCGUGCCCGGACAGUUCAGCCGCUGCAUCAACUCCCAGCUCAUCAAGUGGUUCAGCAACUUCCGUGAGUUCUACUACAUCCAGGUGGAGAAGUUUGCCCGGCAGGCCCUGCUGGAGGGCGUCGCAGAGGCCGCAGCCCUUCGCGUCUCACGGGACUCAGAGCUCUUCCGCGCCCUCAACAUGCACUACAACAAGGGGAACGACUUCCAGGUGCCCAGCUGCUUCCUGGAGGUGGCCAGCCUGACGCUGCAGGAGUUCUUCAGUGCCGUGCGGGCAGGCAGGGAUGCCGACCCCUCCUGGAAGAAACCUAUUUACAAAAUCAUCUCCAAACUGGACAGCCACAUCCCCGAAGUGUUCAAAGCUGCGGGCUGCUCCCAGGAGCUGCCCCACAACUGAUGUGCCAGGCAAGGGGCUCCAGAAGUUUUUGGGUGGGGGAAACCACCCCAACCACUGCUGGUGGGUGAGGGAAAGGCUAGCUGUGCUGGACAAAUUCUGGGCUUACGACAUUCAUUGUUCUGUUUUAUUUCUGUCCUAUAAGACAGCCUCCUUAGGUGAAGUCCGCAGCUCGCCCCAGGCAUCAUGAUGUUGUGCUAUACGUUUUGUUUGGCUGCUCAAAGGCAGUGGUGGUGAACCACGGAGGGAACAAGGAGAGGAAGCCAAAUGCCUGGAGCCUGGAAAUGGCUGCUCUCCUCCUGGCCCUGCUCCAGCUUUCCCUGGGACCUGGGCCGAGCCACCUUUCUCCUCAUUUCCACAGGGCCACAGAUCAGGGCAAGCGGCCCUAUUUGUUUACAGGGUGGGCAGAGAUCCCAGCAGCGGGCAUCGUUUCCUUGGCACGGCUGCCCAAGGCGCUGUGCCUGCUCCAGCAGCACUCCUUAGGCCCUGCCCAGAAACAACACAACAGCGUCCAAGGAAAACAUCUGGUGAAUUCCAGUGUUUCAAGCAGCCCAUGAGGAUGGCUGGCCCUGUCCGGGAGACAUGAAACUGCUUGUGCCAGCCAGCACAAACAGCCCCUUCCCUGCCUCACCAGUGCCCUGCAGAGGAGCUGGACGGCGUGACUCGUGUUGGAAGGGGUCAGGCAGUGUUGGAAGUGCUGUGGGGUGCCUGCUGGGUGCUGGAACACAGCAAAAUGCACGGAGAGGAAAACUAAUGCUGCACAAGCAGCCCUGCAGCAGGGUGCCUGCAGCUGAACGGCAGCACCUCAUAACUGAGCAGUGCAGUGUGGGCAGGCUCCAUAGGGGCUGUGUUACAGCGGUCCUCGCCACUGUGAGCGGGGUUAGCCACAUUCCCUGUCUGGAUUUGUAUGUUAAUUGCUUGAUGUCUGUAUGUUGUGCAACUCCAAUUCCAAAUUUACUCCAUCUAUUUUUAAAUAAAUACAGCUUACGUUACCACUUUACAUCCCCAGAGACCUCUCCGAUAACUUUUUCUCUAAAGCUUUACCCUGGGAAUGUCUUCCAUUCUGUUGGGAAAGAAUAACCCCUCGAGAGAAGGGCUUCAGUGGCUGUGCUGUCGAUGAUGUGGUGCAUACUUUCCUGCAGCCUGGUGGUGCUCAGAACACAGCAGGCCAUUUUCACUUGAAGACAAAUGCCUGGCACAUGGGGAGUUCCAUUGGCGAAGUGUGUGUGCUUGUAGGGCUGGGAGAGAGGGAAGAGACUGCACCCACCACCAUGGCAACGGUGAGCUCCCCAUGUGUGAGUGUGCUGUACAGGUUGCUUUUCCAUUUUCCACUAAUUAUUCAGUGAAACAACGGGGGGAGCACGCUCACAUCUUUUGCUGACUCAGUUUUACCUUUAAAGCAAAAUCAGCUAUUUCUCUGUAUCCAAACAUCUGCGAUACAUGCAUAAUGUCCCCAUUACCACCGGUAGCCAUCUGCUCUGAGAACAGUCCUGCAUUUCCAAUUGCAUUCCCAGUCCCUCCGCAGUGCUGCACGCAGUCCACACUGCUAACAAUAGCAGAUAUUGCUGAGCUCUAAAUACUGCUGUUUCCUUGCCUCCUGGCUAAGCGUCAUGAGGCAGCCGAGAGAGGGAGAUGUAACCACAUCCACGUCCUUAGAGCUUAACACUUACUCACGCCCGUUAUUAUGCACUAUAAGAGCUCUCAUUACUCACACAGAGCUAAUUGGAGCUUGCGCUUGCUGAAUGCAGAGCCUGGGUGCCCCAGCAGCCUGAGGGGGAAUUAACAAGCAAUUAAAGAUCUUGCAUUAUCUUUAAUGCUGCGAAUGGCCUGGGUCUCUCUGUAGAGCCUGAACCGGCCCCUGAGGCUCCCAGCUGAAGCAGAGGUUCUUGGAAAGGCCCUUCCCAUAGAUAGCACCCUGGGUACAGCAGCUUUCUCUGAUAAGCCAUUGGCCAAUGGUCAUGAAAUCUCAGCGUUUGCUGUCCCAUUAUGUGCGCUCUUGCUUAAGAGUUCAGAGGGCAACUUUCACUUUAUAUAUUAGUGUCAAACACCAUUCGUGCUUUUGCCGUUCCAAUAAAACCUGCCCUACAAACACUCGCUGGGACUACUGCCCAUUGCCUACCAAGCGACUGUAACCACACAGCAUUAAGUCCAAUUGGCACGAGCCAAACGCGGCAGCCCCCUGCUGGUGUUUAUUGCUCCGGCUUUUGUGGCUUCCUUACUUGUUCUAUUGGAUUAACAAGGAUCAGGCUUCAAAGUGCCAGCCUGUAAUGAACAGGGUCAAUCUUUUUUAUCUCACCACAGUUGCAGAAAACAAGAAGCUAAAGGCAAUUGUGAAGUGGAAAUCUUGAAGAAGAGUAUGAAAAAUACAUGACUGAGGAAAAAAAUGGAAACUUGAAGAAAAGUAUUUUACUGAAUUACUCAGUGCAUGUCAUAUGUCAUUCAUAGCUUUAUGCAAAGUACAGAUAUCAUUAAAAAUACUUUGUAUGACUUUACAAAACUGGCUAAGUUAGAUAUCUGACAACAUAAACGCAUCUGCACAUACCUACAUCCCUCCCUUUCUAUAAAACCAGCCCUCCCCAGGCUCUCAGAGGGUGGGCAGAAUACCCCACAGCCUAAGACAUCACUCUCCCUUUCUAGCCACCCAGUCUGUAAAUAAGAAAAAGGGAAGAAAUGAGGACCACCUUUGGAAAACAAGGUUUGAAGACAAGGUGAGCUCGUGGUCAAGGGAAACAUGAGGCCAGCCCCACGUGUCCACACAUCCACUGGCAUCCCCAUGGCUGGCAGUGCAACCCGUGUUCAAAUAAAAAUUCCAAAGGCUCUUUUAAAAUAAAUAAAUAAACAAAAUCUUUAGGAACAGUAGCUACAGUUACAAAGAGAUAAUGCUUUAGAAAUUGUAAUUUCAAAGCCACAGCACCCACUUCUCGCGAGCAAUCAUUGCAAGCAGUACUGAAACCGUUCAUGCUGGGAAGUGUCCUGGGCUAUGGCUGUGGCCUCAGCAGCACAGCUGAUCUUCUCAGCUUUGGCAGCCCGUGGCCUCAGUGAGGCUCCUCAGUGUGUUGUGUUUCUUUUGUUGAAGGCUGUGCGCUAGCGCAGCACUGUGAAGCUCACACUGAGCUCUGCGUGCUUUUCCCUCGCACACCCUGAACUUUGGAUGGAAGGCAGGUGCCCCAGAAGAACCACUAGGAAGUGCCCUUUGUACACGUGGGGCUGGCCAACAACAGAGCCACUUGAAUGGCACAAACGGCUGCUGAAACUGAGAACAGACAGCUCUGAUGUGAGCAGGACCUAGCAGAGCAGCAUCGGGGAGCUGGAAACACCAUCUUGGUGAGUAGCUGUCCAAGGCUCUUGCCUUUUCAAGCCAAAGCAGGGAUGUUUGAUUGGUGAUGAGUGCUCUGUUUCAGGAACAUCAUGGAGCUUUCAUCAUUAAUUGAAAGUAAAGGAGUGACAACACUGUACUCACCCACAGGGCAGCACUUAACUGGAGAUCUGUGCUAUAUGUGUGAGCAUCUUCUGUCCUGUGAUGUAAUCAGGAUUCUGACAGCAGUGCUUUCUGUGCUUGAAGUAGGAUCCCAACUGGGAAACUUGAGGAUGGUGGGUUUACCUAGGAAGAUGCUGCAUUUCCUGUUCUAGAAGGAAUCACCUCAUUCUGGAGGGAAUUCUCUCUGGAGAAGUAUUUCUCAGCAGCUACAAGGAAGACUGUCAAGAAUCAGAGGCCAACACAGAUGUGGGACUAUCCCAAAUACAAUUCUCAAGAUCUGUUUCUCAACAAAUGUUGAACGUGAAGGCCUCAGUCAGUAGCCUGCCUGUUACCAUUGCGAGGUUGUCUUCUCCCCCAGAACCACUGCAUGCCCUGCUGCAUCAGUCACAGCCACCCACCAGGCUCAAGAGCUGUCCAGCUGAGCCGUCUGCAGUUGUCGUUGCCUGGAAGCCAAUGGCAGCAGCAGUCUUCGCAGAGCAGCUCCUCUCUUUGCAAGCGAUGCUGGAGCCAGCGUGGAAAGCAUUCUGUAUGAGCAUGGCACCCACAUCACCUGAAAACAGCAUGUAAUGUCCCAGAAGUGAGUUCUGAGUAUUCACUGGCUCUUACACAGUCCCCACGACACGCCGGAUUUUGAUAGUUGAGCAGUUUGCAAAACUCAGUUCACCAUCUCUCAGAUCUUCUCAGAUUCUCAAUAAGUGCUCUGGUGCCAGCUCAGUUGCCUUUACUCAGUACAUUACUGAGUGCUCAUGUCUUUGCAAGCAUUAAGUGGCUUCUUCCGCUGCAAAAAGACCACAGAGUUAAGAGCCCCACACACAAAACACAACAAUGCACAUUGGAAGUUAAAGCUGAGAAAGGACAUUUGGGCAUAAAAUAUAGCAUCAGUUAAGAGAGCUGGGGAGAGGAAGGCGGGGAAGAUACAUAAAUGCAAGUGCUGUAGAUGUAACUCUGAUAUCAUACAGUUGUAAAACAAACCCACAGAAGCAAAGGAGUUGUGACAAGGCAAAUAUGGUAUUACUAAAAAUCAGGUCCCACAUACGGAAGACCUGCAUACAAAAGUCCUAAAUCCCAGUACAAAGGUUUUGUGCAGAAAUCUCUUUAAAAUCUGUUUUUGCUAUGAAGGAUUUAAAUAGGCCUGUAGUACUGGGAAAAUUCCCUGCCACACCAAUGCAAUUCUGUGCCGCUAAGGCGUAGCGCACAAAUAGUACCAACCAUUACGACCACAGCACAGCUUCAGACAUGCAGUGUGCCCCAGCCAACUGCUACGCUUCUCUCCAGUAUCACCAGAAGUAGCAUUUUUAAUACUAUUUUCAAAAUCUUUGUCUUUUUUUCACACAAAGUCAGGGGAAAAAAAAGGCAUCUGACACAGAAUGCUGAACUUCAGCUCUUAAUUUUUCAUGUCUUAUUGCCCUUCUGUAAUUUCCAGAAUUCCCUGCAGCACUGCCCGCCCUUGGUUUUGCUGUUACCUUACAUCACCUUUGCCAGGGAAGAUGCUGACCAUGUGCCUAUUUGUACAACAUUUUAACAACUUUAACUAUAAACUCAAUGCAGUCUUAGCAAUAGAGGCCUGCCUUCUUCACAAGCGGUGUAUCAAAAGAAGGGAACGAUGAAACCAGCACCAUUUAAGAAGAAGAAAGCAACCUACAUAUUGCAAAAAGCUAACAAAGUUUCCACAAAACAGACUCCAUUUGUACAUCCAGUUAUCUUGAACUCUAUUCUCUCCAGGUCCAUAGGAGUGCCCAAAGAGCGUGGGAUGGGUCCAACACACCAGACUGAAAGUUGAAAAACAAUGGUGGGGAAGGUGAUGGAGGCCCAGCCCUGCUGCACUGGACUAAUCCAGCUGGAAAACUGAACGUAAAGACAACUGGUUUCAGCAUCACACUUUUAUUUAAGUUUUAUAUGACAUACAGAUGAGCUGGAUCUCACACUUGAUCAUGACUUGUAGAAAAAUGCAGAAUAUAUAGAAAAUAGCGAUAACAAACCUAACUGGACAUAAGGAGAGAGGCAUAUUGCUUGUCUCUCCUGAACAUCUACUUUCACUAGUGUCUUUAGCUGCUGAGAAGAGACUUUCUUCAUCUUGAUGCACAUAGACAAACUAAGAUAGAAGAAAUGCCAAAAUAGUCCACAGAAGGAAAAUAAAUGCUGCAGGAGGUAAAUGACACAUCUUAGAAUAAAAUAAAACUCUUAAACUGGAGGAAUUCAUAUACUGAAAUCUCAGUCCAAAGGAUUCAUCUGAGUAAGAGACUGAUUCAGAACUAAGUGCAUAAGGAAUAUUUUCCAAGGGAACGGCCCUCAUAACCAAGCUGUCUGUGACUAAGAACACCUCCUGCACAAGUGCAGUCACUGCAUCACCAGCCCUGGACUGAACAUCAACUGCACAGAUUUAUAAAUGGCGUGUAUUUCAGAAGUUCUGUUUGAUUAGGCAUGGUACACAGCUAUCCGUGAAAGCAACACAGCACAUGUACUUGUUUACAGAAUUUAUCACCAAAAACAAAACAAAACAAACACCAUUAGAUACAGAGAAAAAAUGUAUGAAUAAAGAGAACUUCUGCAGUACUCUGAGAGGAAGGACAGUCUCUUGGAGAGCACACAAGACACUACCAAAGAACUUCUCUCCAGAACUCAGACUGCACCUGGAUGCUACUGGAUUGGAUAUGCAGCGGGCGGAGCAACUGUGGCUUUUAAGAUGGAAUUCGAGAGUAGGAUUAAGCUGCAGAACCCAAUAAACCAUCAAAGAACACAAAGUGUCAGUGUGGCAUGGGCAGUGUUUUCAGAUUUAGCAAAACACAAAUCAUGCCAGUUAACUUCUGGAUACUCCUUCAAUGCAGCACGUUAUAAAUCCAGCUUAGACAUGAAAGAAGAGUGCAAAUCCACAGUGUUGAGAUGACCUUCUACAGCCCCAGUACCAGGCACAACUGACAGAGGUGGGCUGGAGAAACAAUUAGCAUCGAGGGUCACAGGCUUCAUCAAUUCCCCAAACUGAACCAGAGUCAAACAGUCACUUCUGGCUUUACUGAGGCGAGCCUAGCUUUUUAACCAGAUCUUUGUUUUGCUCCAGGUUUAUUUUCAAGUAGGAGAUAGUUGCACAGUGCCAGCACACUGCCCCCAGCACAGCAUACUCACCAUGACUCGCCCCUACAGAUUUGUCUACAAACUGAUUAAAGGGCCUCUGAACCAUCUUCUCAAACAGCAUCUCAAGCACACGUGGCAACGAGGCAGUAGCAGACAGCCUUGUAAGACUGAGGAAGCUUAUACCCGAGUUUCUUUAGGGCCAUCCCUUCAGCUUUGUAGCAGAUUGUUGUUGCGUGCUACGAGAAGGGAAGGGAGAUACAAACCUUCAUAUUCCUAGAAGAGGAAUAAGGAGAUUGUAGACCCCUUGUAAAAGGGUAUUGACAUUCCUCAGCAACGAAGUGCCUACUACAAAACGUGCACUACAUAUAUCAUACGUUGUGCAUUUCAAUCAAAGUUGUUCAAAUUGUCCACGUCAGUGUUUCAAGUAUUUCCCUGAGACAGAACUCAGUCUCAAGCUCAAUCUCACAUUGAUGUGAAGUUCUGUGCUUAGAUAAACAGGAACAAGCAGGGCUCUUCUUCACAGCUGAGUGUCCUGUGGCGUUGCUUUUAAAAAGUAAUGUUUUUACGCUUACAGGUGAUACAGUGCCCUUCUAGCCUCAACAGAACAUGCAGUUAAUUCAUGUGCUGCUUCUGUCUGGAGUAACUGCAGGUGAGUAUUAGCCUUCCACCUCUUGCAAAGGAAGUUGUCGCAAACAUAUAAUAAGAACAUAAUGUUUCAUUCAUUACAGUUACGUAACAUUUUAUCUUGAAAUUGGAUCAGAAGUGACACCUCCGCGCUGUGGUUUGGAUAUUCAUACUUAUAUUUUCUUCAUUCCAAGAAAUCAUUUUGUUCUUUGUUCCAAGAGGAAAGAAGUGAAAGAUUCAGUUAGAAAUCUUGGAAGAUUUCAAAACAAAAUUGUUUAUUGCUACAACAGACUUAGACUCCACAAAUCAAAUGCAGCUACUAGCAAGUUAAAUCCCAGUGCUCCUCAGAUGUCAGCAGUUGUCAAGAGCUUCAGCAGGAUAUAAGGAGCUAUUUUCAAGUUGAUACCUCUCGUUAAGGUAGGAUGAAGAUCUUGUUCCAUAUGUAUGCAGCAUGUAGCUUUAACGUGCAAUGUUUAACCACUGAGUUUUUUUUCCAUGGAAAAGUGGUAGCUUUUUCUUUCACGAAAUAGAAGUUAAUAGUUUAAGAUUGUAGUGGGCAAUAUUAAACCACAAAAAUAAAAUGAUGGUGGAAAUAA
Gallus gallus (chicken) is the source of this 14234-nucleotide messenger RNA. RefSeq names its product prospero homeobox 2 (gene PROX2). Gene Ontology annotation, molecular function: RNA polymerase II cis-regulatory region sequence-specific DNA binding; DNA-binding transcription factor activity, RNA polymerase II-specific. The record is from RefSeq and is a predicted model, not a curated record. Gene Ontology annotation, biological process: regulation of transcription by RNA polymerase II. Gene Ontology annotation, cellular component: nucleus. The coding region runs from base 4458 to 6470 and encodes 670 amino acids. The transcript is spliced from 3 exons. NCBI's taxonomy places the organism in Eukaryota, Metazoa, Chordata, Aves, Galliformes, Phasianidae.